Molecule: messenger RNA, 1705 nt
Organism: Linum trigynum
Lineage: Eukaryota; Viridiplantae; Streptophyta; Magnoliopsida; Malpighiales; Linaceae
Source: the annotation of a GenBank genome assembly
UCACGGAUCAUGGAUCACAGCACGGGUGACCAAUAUCCGGCUCAUCUUCUCUUGGGCUUUACUGUACGCAUAAAUUCUUGUAAAAUCAAAUCCAAGUCCGACCAGUACGAGGAUACCGCAACAAAUUUCAAAGGCCCUUAAGAAUUGGAGAUUUCUUCGCCCCCGGCUUUUCCUUCCCUCCGCCCCUUUCUCCUCCGGCGGCGUCAUCUUCGGUCUGCCAUGGCGACGGGGAACUGUGAUUCGGCUUCAGAUCCACGGCUCUGCUUUUCCAAGAAACGACCGGGAAUCCGUUCAACAGUAGUAAACUCCAUCAGCAAACUCGGGGAGGAUCUCCUCGAAGAAAUUCUGAUUCGCCUCCCGACUCCCAGAUCCGCCUGCCGCUGCAAAGCCGUCUGCAAGCUGUGGCGCUCCCUGAUCUCCAGUCCUCGAUUCAAUCGCCGUUUCGUUUCUCUCCGCCAGGGCAUCAACGAACUGCAACCACCUCUGGUACUUUCCUCAGAAGACCAGCAGUCGAUCAUCGCGAGCUUUGUCCCUACGCCUAGUGUAGGUCAUGAACUGCGUUUCGCAGUCCUGGAUUCCUUCCAGGACUUGCUUCUAUGUGGGUUUCAGAUGCCAGAGGACCUUGAUGACGAAUUCCGCAGGUCGUACUUCGUCUGCAAUCCGUUUACGAAGCAAUGGACCGCCCUUCCUCUGGCGCCUGGUAGGCCGGUGGAGCAUUCGGGAUUGGUCGCGAGGUUAGUUUGUGAGCCCCGAAAUUCUUACAAUCUUGAUAUGGGAGAUGGCCCUGCUGCAGAUGUUGUUUAUUCUGAGUAUCGAUUCCGGGUUGUGUGUGUAUAUAGUCUUACGACGGAGUCUGGUUUUUCUACAAGACUAGACAUAUUUUGUUCCGAGUCUGGAGAAUGGAACAAGGAUACACUUGUUCUUGAUAGGCAUUACUUAGGGGAACACAAAAAUGUAGUUUCCUGCAAUGGAGAGUUGUUCUGGGUGUAUCGUGCUGGAAGAGGUGCCAUUCGGCGUCAUCCUAUGAUUGCCGUGUUCAAUCCUUUCUGCCCAGAUAUACCGCCGGCUUGUAUCGACGAUCCUCAACUCCUUCUGAAACCGUGGUGCGACAUUUCGGUAUCGCAGGGUGCUCUGCACGUAGUUGUAUUCGAUGGCGAACCUGAACUUGGUUGGUCAAUUAUCCCCUCAAGUGUUUGGAGAUUGGAAGAUGACCAUAAAUCUUUUAGCUUAGUAUGUGAAGGGGUGUUCAAGGCAGCUCGUCCCAAGUCUAGCCCCGGAGCUCAACUUGAUGAUUUCUACCUGGAGUUAGAAAGGAGAAUGAGUGCAUCACUUAAGCAGGUUGUGUUACCUUAUCUGCACCCAGAAAAGCCAGAAAUUGUCCUCUUCCAUUAUCUUGAUAUACAGGGUGCUAUCUUGUCCUGUGAUUUGAGGAAGGGAGACCUAGAGUUCCACUCUAAACUAGGAGUACUGCUUUCACCACGCUGGGCACUAUUCCAUCCUAGGGUUUCUUGUUGGCCUAUUCCAAUUCCAAGGUUUGAAGAAUUGCGAGUUAUCUAUGAUGGAAGCUACAACUGUUGGGUUCAGAGCAGCAAACAGAGAACUCCUGCAGUAACUUGACAAACAACUCCCUCAAUUGCUGGUACUUCAUCUUGUCGCAAAGUUCGUUUUUUCUCUUUAGCUGCACCAAUGAAAAUGAGAAAGCCAA